Molecule: messenger RNA, 420 nt
Organism: Angiostrongylus costaricensis
Lineage: Eukaryota; Metazoa; Nematoda; Chromadorea; Rhabditida; Metastrongylidae
Source: the annotation of a GenBank genome assembly
AUGAUGAAACGUCUUCUCUCAUUAUUUGCUGUGUUUGUGUUGUUCAUCGUCCAAACAGAUGGCCAGUACUACGGUGGCUAUCCAUCUUAUCGCUACGGAUUUAACCCAUACGGCGGUUUUAAUCCAUACGGCGGCUUUUAUCCAUACGGCGGUUUUAAUCCAUACAGCGGUUCUAAUCCAUACGGCGGUUCUAAUCCAUACGGCGGAUACAAUCCACACGGAGGCUUCGGCAGUGCUGCUAAUCCAUUCGGAGGCGCCAUUUACACCACACCUUCGCCCACCGAAGGGGAUGGCCUAGUUUACUGGCUGACCAAGACUUUUGGCAACCGCACUUCUCAAAGUACGCAAGGCUCGUGGCAAAGUGCUUUAACAGGAGCAGCGGUUGGGGGAUUGCUUGCGGCAGCUCUCGGGAAGAAGUGA